This is a messenger RNA of Symsagittifera roscoffensis, 7123 nucleotides long. RefSeq lists its product as uncharacterized. The record is from RefSeq and is a predicted model, not a curated record. NCBI's taxonomy places the organism in Eukaryota, Metazoa, Xenacoelomorpha, Acoela, Convolutidae.
ACUCGUAGCGUAGAGGCGGAAUGCGAGGGUUUGAAGCGCGAUUUAACUGAAGUGAAAAGUGAAAGGCUGAGCUUGCAGUUGAAGGCAGAGAGACAAAAUUCAUUCAUCAGUACACUCCAAACCCAACUCAACACUGCGCAAAGCUCUAUAGAUCUUCUACAGAAGCAACUGAGAGAUGCACUGGAGUACAGGAAUGCACAGUCAUCGGAGAAGCCAGCUCCUAAAAAGAAGGGCAGUAAGAAAAGUCAAGGUCCGUCAUCUAGUACAGUAGCUGAAGAAAACAAUGAGUUAGAUACAGAACAGCUUUCUAAGCUCGUUGAAGAACAGCUACUGGCCGCAAGACAAGCUAUAGCAGAAAACGAUUCACAUGUACAAGAUGUCGCGAAAGUUUCGACGACAACAACGGAAAUUGGCAAUGUUCUGGACAGGGACCGUUCGUCAUUUCUAAAGAAGAGUGAACCCAAGGGAGUUAAAGCUGGUACAAGUGGACUCAACUGGACAUCCGACGAUUGUGUUUUGAGAGAUGUGACAGGAUUGUUACUUGGAGACGAGGAGCAAACGCCAUUUAGAUCAUCCACAGUGCCACAAACAAAUCUUAAAGCUCAAAUGGCGAGCGACUCGAUUAAACAUCAAUUGAAAGAAGCUACAAUUCAAAUAGUGAAAAACAUAAGUCCGCCGAUGGAAAAUAACUACUUGGCUAAUGUUGAAAAACAAAAAAAGAGAGACGAGGAGAAAAUCAUAGACGAGUCGGUUGAAAAAUUAAUUCAAUUGUCAGGGAAGUCUUUCCAAACGGAGUCUGUCCAAAAAAGGUCUGCAGUCGAAGAGGAAUCGCUGGGAAUGACUGUAUCAAAGGAUAACUGGCAGCAACUCAACUUGACAGGACGAAGUUCUCGAGUAGCUCACGCUGAGAAGGUAGCUAAAAGAAGACAAACAGUAGACGCAAAACAAAUGACGCAAAUUAAUCAAACUUUGGAAGAGACGAAAAUGAAUAAAACGAAAGACGCUCGGAAGGAUACUUUUAUAGAUAAACUGGGCUUAGAAAAGAGAGACAACGAGAGCAAAGCAGAUGAUGUCAGCCGUAAAACAAAAGAAAGUGACAGAAAUAAAGGAGCAAAGAGCGGUGUUAAAAACGAAAAAUGGACAAGUUGGGGCGACAAAUCACGACUGGUUGUAUCUAGUGAGGAUAGCGAUGAAAGUAGCAGCAGUAGUAGUGAUAGUGGCAAUGGUGAAGUUAGUAAAGAUAGUAUAAUGCAUUCGGGAACCCGUGAUUCCAAGACGGAAGAACAGAAUGUCAAGGAUGCUAAAUGUAUCAAAAAACGGGAACUGAGUUCGACUAUUGAUAGACCGGUGGUAACGAGACUUGAUUCUGAAGUCACCGAAAGCUUUGAACGAAGCACUAAGGUGCUGGAGGCUAAAGAUUCGAAUGUAAUACAAUUAUCGUCUAGUGCGCGACGUCUGUCAGAAUCAAGCGACGAAGAAGUAAAUGGCACUGAAAAGAUUGCAAAAGUGAGCGGCGAAAGAGUUGAAUUAAGUGGUGGAGAAAGCACGGUCUUGCCCUUAUCGAAAACUGCAGAUGGUCUUGACCCUUUGUCUAGUAUUGAUUCGUUCUUCCAAUCGGAUGCAAUAAGUGAAAUGUCUGCAAAAAAUCUAACACAAACAGCAACCGAGAAGAAUGAUGAUAAAGAAUUUGCGCCAGAAAAAGGAGACGUGGUACCAGAAACUCAAAGCAUAAGCGUAGAAAAUGUAUCUGUAGAAUCGCAUCCUGUUGAUAACAUAGAUUCCCAUCCAAAAUUGAUCCCAGAUGACUACAAAGAAGACCAACAAGCUGCUGCAAUGGAACCGCCAUUUACUUCCCCAAAGAUAGAACAGGAACGCAAUAAUCCAGAUUUCCAGUCAGGCAUAUUAGUGUCUAGCAUGGCCGCAAAUAAAGUUGCUUCAAAGGAGAAAGAGAUUACGGAGCUCCCAGCUUUGGACCAUGAGACGAUGGAUGAAGUGAUGACUAAUGUUGGCAACAAUGAAGUUGUAGCGUCUGAAAUUGUAGCUUCUGACAAUUUAGUUGAUACGCCUGUAGGCAAUAAAACUGAUGAAAAUACCAUUGGAAUUGAAGAACGUGAGUGGGGUGAUGUGUCUCUUCAUCUGUCAGAUGUGGAAGUUAGUCCUUCACAACUAGCUGAAACCUUCUUCUCCAUGACGCCUCCACGUGGUAACAGCAGUCAAAAGCAGAUUAGUACUCCGCCACCUCCAGGACAUGAAUACUCGUGCAAAUCAAUCGAAGCCAAAGAGUCGGAUAUUACUGGAAACAAUUCAGAAGUCGAUCUUAUAAAUUUGAACCAUGGCGCUGAAAGCGCGACUGCACUAGACUAUGAUAAGACGCAAGAAGAUCAAUUUAUUUCGAAGAAAUUAGGUACGAACGAUCCCAUAGUUCUAAUAGAAAACGUUCUAAUACAAUCGACUAAAGAGAAUCCAAUUCCUAGUGCGGAGCAAGAACCGAUCAAGCCAGAUGCGGUUGAAAAUGAAACUGUCCCGGCCGCUUGUCAAAUGAGAGAAGUUAACGUCGAUUUGUUGAAAGAAAAUGAAAGUGUUCUUAAAGCUAAUGAUGUCUUCGUUCGACAGCUGAGUAUAUCUGGUCCUCCUCUGGAAUGUAAUUUGUCGAUGGACUCAGCUGAAAUGCUUCUCUGGACGGACGUCAGUUUCGACCUUUUGGACGCUGAGGACAUAAGUCUGGAUCUACCAUUGUCUCCAGCGUCAGAAGAAACUUCGACUGCUGCGCUUCAGGAAUCAUGGAAUUUUCCUACGGAGCAUAGCGUGGCACUGGGCGAUAAAGACAAAUGUGCUGCUGGAAGAUUUAUAGAAGACCCGGAGCUGGAAGCUCUAAACUUCAUGGAAGCAGUUGCAGAGGAACUGGGGCACAAUGCAGAGGAAUCCACGAGUAACAUGAGUUGUAACGACAGAACUGUACAUAAAAAGAAUGAGGGAAUGAUAAAAUGUAGUGUAGGGUUGUCAUUAGAACUUUCUGAGAUGCAGUGUGAGCUUGGCGACAAUGUUGAAUGUGAUAAGAAGUCAGAUUUUCAAGAAGAUACAGGUCGCGGAAGAUUGACGAGGUCUCAAAAUCGGAGUGAAAAGAAGCCUGAAGCUUCAAAGGAGGAUUUGAACGUGAAAAUGAAGGAGAAAGAACCAGAAAUUGAUGUUCCUAAAUAUGCCGAGAAGAAAGAGGGAUCUUUGGAAGUGGUUGUUGAAGGAUUCUGCAUUAAGAUGGCACGUGACAUGGACGCAAUUACGAAGCAAGCAUCUGAAGCACUUGUGAGCCCUCUGUAUGUAGAGGUUGGUCAUUAUGAUAUUGCAAAGAAAUGCACUAGCAGAAGUCGAGUAACUCGUUCCAAGACGCGAUCUACUGCUGAACGAAAGCGGAGCAAAGCCGAGAAAGAAUUCGAAGAUGAUGGGUCGGAAAUUGGUAAGGAGGAAGAAAUCGGAGGAACGACGAAGGCGAAACGAGAAUUGGAUAGGAGUGAAGGGAGAACGUUAGACAAAGAUUCAGACAAAAUGCCGAACUCAUUCGACACGGCAGUUAAUAUAGCGGGGAAGAAUGAUAUUGUUAUAAGUGAGUUAACUCACAAAGUCAGAAGUUUAAAUUCAGAUAAAAUACAAACGACUAGUUCUUCGAUAGUCUCUCAAGAGCAUGUACCGCAAAGUUCGUCUGAGAAGAUAGAAGGGACUCCUCUUAAGAAGUGGAGGCAACUGAUGAAAGGAGACCAAAUUGAACCUGGACCAUCUCAGGAACCACAACAACCUCCAACGUCCGAAAGCCGCAGCGUACAAAAUGAGUUUACUCUGUGUUCAAAUGCACCUGGCGAUGGAAUUAAAGAAGGUUGUAACAGGUUAGUCAUUUUGGGUAAAGAGAGUUCGGGAACACCGAAGUCGAAGCGACCAAGAAGUGGAUUUAAGAGCCAAGUGAAAGAGGCUAAGAGGGAAAUUUUGAGUAUCGUGCGCAGUUCAGGUUUGGACAAGUUCUAUGAGCAGCCGCAGCGUGACCUUCAGGAUAUCGCUAGCCAUGUUCAUUUGGACAAUUUAGAUAACCAGCGGCGUGAAAAAAUUAAAAGUUUUAGUACACAUGACGUUAAAUCAAAAACUCAAAAGCUAAAUGUUGAAGAGAUUGAGGUUGACUCUUUAGUCAUCAAUGAAGUUAUGCUGAGCUCGAAAGCAGGACGCAAAAAUCAAAGUUUCUCAGGAUCUACAGACAAACAUUUUCAAGUUGAAACAGAACAGGUUGUGUGUAAAAACAUCAACCCGAACGUCGGAGCUUUAAUGGAAGACUUAACUCCUGGAGAAAAACUGAAUGAAGAGCGCGCGCCGGGAACUGUCCCGCUUUCCGACUCAGACUCUGAACAAGGCGAACUGGAACUAUGUAUAUCGGACGACGAGGGUUCAAAAGAAGCUCCUAAAUGCAAUGAUGCAAAGAUUCUUGAGGCGAAAAUGAAGUCAGAUGAUGAGAAUUCAAUGAUAGCUUGUGGAUCUUUUGAUUUGUUGACAGGCGCAGAUGAGUCAAGUGAAACUCUCAGCUGUGUACAACCAUCAGAAUCUACCCCAAAUAAAAAACGUGCAGUGAAUUUAGGCCUCAUUUGGAAGACCGGAAUCCAAAGCGAUGCAGUCUUAGAUGGCGAAGCUGGCGAUCAUGCAUUUAAUAAUGCAUUUGAAUCAAAUGAAAUAGCAACGGGACAUAUUUCAGACCAAAUAGAACAGAUUGAGACUGUACAAACUGAGAGGCAAAACGAAGACGAUGAUGAAGAUUUACAUCCCGUUUUAUGCGAUAGCACCUCACCUACAAAAAGAAGCACGCGUAAAAGAUUUCUCACAGAGUUACACGAGAAAAGAGACGAAAAUGACACAGUUAAGAUUUCGCCACUGAAAAAGAAAAGUAAAGAGGCAUCUAUUAGUAGUAAGAAUCCACGAAGGCGGUCUGAGUUGCAGUCGAUAACAUCAGCUGUAGAUGAGGUUGAAAUUAAGUCGGAGCCGGCCUUCCAUGAUACCCGUCCUUGGUCACAAAUGACGCUGAAAAGUGACAUCAAGCGCGAGUUGGGGGAUAAAAUUGAAGCGGAAACUACUCUGAUGAAAUUUCACUGCGGGUUGAAAGGAGCAUGUGGAAAUAGGAAACAGGAGGGAGGAGGAAUCGCCGCUCAGCCUCUCUCGCCUGCGACAUCUAUCGAGAGCAGUUGUUCAUCAAUUGAAGUCGCAGGCAGAAGUGUGCAGUUUAUGCUGAAGCUUCUCAAAGACAUCAAUCCUCAAAAUGUACAUUUGAAAUGGACUCAAUUACUGGAAACAGAUCUGGAUAUUAGUGGCGGUGGCGCUAGUUGUGGAACCCCAUUUCACUCCCCCACGAAGCAGGGAGGGAUGGGCUGGUUGUCUCCAAAUACUUUAGUGGUGUCUGUAUGUCAGACACUGACGAGGAACAAAAGGAAAAGAAAUAGGAACAAGAGGCCAACAAGGAUGGAGGCGGAAAAUGACUACGGCAUGAUCGAAUCCUUAGCAACGAUGGUGGAGUGGUAUAUGGAGACUGUUGGUUUUGAAGACAGAAAACAGACUAUUCGUGAACUUACAGGCAGAAUGACUCUUAUCUCAAACCACCAUAAUCUAAAUCAAGACAAAUCUAACUUGGAGGAAAACCCACAAACUAGUUCAGUCACUUCCAAAGUUCCUUAUUUAGAACGAGGAAAAGAUUUGGCAAUAUGCAUUGUCCUACUAUUAACAUCGCUCAUUUCAAAGAACAAAACAAGCAUAAGUUUGAUCAAUUCAAAUAUAGAAUCACAGUCUGAAAAUGUAGAGAAAGAUGCUGAUCUGAAGUUGAAACAAGCAGAACAUGAAGGAUAUUUGCAAGUGGCGCGAGUGAUGUUGUAUGACGUCAUAGCAUCGAAAAGAAGUUACUGGUUAGAAGUGGUCAGUAUCGCAAUCUCACGUGUUCCUCAGUUGCUAAAGAAGCAAAUGAUUGAAAUGACCGCAGAAAAAUCAGAUGAGUUGUCGAUGUCGCAACUGGUAUAUGAAAGAGAGAAAGAAAGCGAGAAGUGUGUGCUCGUGUCUGCAAUGCAGUGCGUUCUAUGUCAAAGAUGGCAAACUGAAGAUGAUGGAACCGAAACAACUGAAGAUGAUGUGAAUAAAAAGAAACGAAGACAGAUGUUCGCGGGACUAGAUUUCACUUGUGAUUCCACUCCUUUCCAAAUGGUCAACCAAAUGGCCUUGGAGUACCUGUUUAACGUUGACUUUCUAAGUUCUAGUACCUCUCAAUUGCUAUUUGACUCAAAUCUACAACAAUCUAUUGAUGAUAUAACUAAAGAAGGAGCUACUGAUAAUGUUCUCUGUACAAGUAAAAACAAAGUUGUAACCCGCGAGAAUGAAAACUGGACUGAGUUCAUGUUCAGUUGUGUGAAAGCAUGUACUCUUUUGUUUCUGGAAUGUUCAUCGGAAGAACAGGAUGUUAUCUUGAGAGAAGUUGUCUUUCCUUCUCUUACGUCAUUCUCAACGUCAGUGCAACCUCUGCUGUCGUUUUCAAUGUCAUCGACAUUUAAAUGUCAUCGACAAGAAGAGUAUUGCAUGUGUCAAGAAUGCCUGUUAUUGGCUCAGUCGUCUAUCAGAAUCAUCGGUGAAAUAGCGCUGCCAUAUCUGAGUUCUCAAAUUGAGAGUGGAGCAGAAAUCAGAAGAGAGAUGAGGAUAGGCGAAGUAUUAUUGCCUGCCGUGAUCGAAACACUCAAUGUCACUCGUGAGAAAAUAUAUCACUCAGAGUUAGAACAAGUGCUAUCAAGAAAGCUUCAACAGUGCUGUUGCGAGAGUAUUUUGAAGAUGUUUCCUAUUGACAAGGAAAAAGUCACUCAGAUCUUCUCCUCAGACUCCACGGCAGAAAUUAUCCGCAAAUCAUCCCUCAUCCAAGUUCACCCCAGACACGUGGCCCUAUUCCAGGGAAAGAGCAAGAAACAAAAUCGCCAGCAGAGAAAGAGAGGCAACAAGAAAUGAAUAUUGGCAAGGAAUGGUGUCAUUAUUAUGCCGAAACGGCCUAUGUUUUGUCAGUUUCUCUGUUCGUUGAUUCAUCUUCCAAAUAUAUCUAUUUUUGCUAGAAUAGAAGUUAAUUUUGUUACGAAAA